CUGUUGCCAGGGACGCGUGGAAGCGUUACCAUGGAAGUGACGAGCGACUUCUUCCGGAUUAGAGUCUGAAGGGAAAGCGUUUCCACGUGUGGCACACGAGUAGUGAAGGCUGAUCCAGGAUCAGAAAUCAGAGGAAACUCUACCAUAGAAAACCAAUAAAAAGAGCCCCGAGGAUGCAAAAAGCGAGAAGAAUACGAGGUUUUUGAGAAGCUGGUUGACAAAAGUUAGCAUGGCAGUGGACGGGGCGACCAAGGAGAAGAAGAAAAAGAAAAAAGUAAAGUUGGAGGAUGUUCAGGAUAAAGGCGUGACAGCGUGUCAUGAUGUGUCCGUCCAGACUGUUGUUAAAAAAGAAGAACCACUGAUCAUAAACAUCAGAGAUGGAGAGAAGCAGGAGAGCGAUGCAGCUGAGAAGAAGAAAAAGAAGAAAAAGAAAAUGAAGGAGGAAGUGGAAGCGAACAGCCCUGUGUGUUGCAAUGCAGCCGUUCAGACGACCGUCAAACCAGAGAGCUCCGAUAUAAACAUCAGCGACGUUCCUGAGAAGAAGAAGAAGAAGAAGAAGAAGAUAAAGGAGGAAGCAGAACAGAUCCAAGAGGAAGUGAUCGUCAGUGUGGAUGGAGAUCAUUUAGUGUCCAAGAAAAAGAAAGCCAAGAAACAAGGGUAUGAAGAAGAGGUGGAAGGUGUAAAAAAGAAAAAGAAGAAAAAAGAGGUAGAGGUCGAAGAAGAAGAGGCUGAUUUAGGACACAGUGUGGAGCUGGUCAAAAAGAAGAAAAAGAAGAGAAAAAUCGAUGAUGUGGCCGAGCAAGAGCAAAAUACAGAACUGGCAGAUGGACAGAUGAAGAAGAAAAGAAAAAGGCAGAAAGAAGCAGAUGCGUGUGAAGUGGUGGAGCAAAAGGUGAAGAAAAAGAAGAAGAAAUCUUCAGCAGAGGAGGAGCCUGAUGAGAUCAGCUCUAAUAAAAAGGUGGAGAAAAAAAAGAAAAAGCUGAAGAAGAAAUUAAAAAGCGUGGAUGAAGGUGAGAGUCAUCCUCACACCAACGGAGCACAGGAGAGACCAUCAGACAAGAAGAUGAAGAAGAAGAAGAAAAUCAGGGCGAUGACUGAUGAUGUCAUUGAGAUCCAGGAGGAGCCGACGGGAAAGAAGGGGAGGAAAGAGGACAGAAACAAAACCCCUGAAAAAAUGAAAAAGAAAAAACCUAAAGAGGAGCAUCAUGAGACCGUCGUGGAGAAAGCAAAUAAAGCGUCUGAUGUCGUGUUCCUGUCAGCGAAGCCUGGAAACCAGGAUGAGGUUUCUAUAGAUCAGGCCCGCAGACUCGCCCUACAGAGGGACAUUGACCAGGAAUCACAGCCGAAGCCGAAUCUUGGCCAGUGGGGCACGGCACAGUUCGACAGCUCUGACAGACAAGCCAAGUUCCUGCGCUUGAUGGGCGGCUUUAAAAAGAGCAGCCAGCCCCUCUCAGGAUCCUCCGGCCAGGCCAGCAUGGCGCUGGGGAAAGAAGGCCAACAGACUUUGCAGCAAGGCCUUCUGGGAGAGUUUGAGCGUGCACAGAGCCGCCGUAUGGACUUCAGGAAUAAAGGAGCCGGAUUGGGGUUUGCGGCGCCGUCCAAUAAGAAGUUUGCUAUUGAUGCGAAUGCAAGGAACUCGGUGCGAUUCGAUGACUGAGAGUUACAGGAUCGCUCGAUCAUCAUGUACUCACGCUCACACUGUUUACAAACCCAUGUGCUGUCAUCACAUCAGUCAAGCUCCAGUAAAAGGACAGAAUAGCCCAUAUGAAAUCUGUUUUGAAUGAUGAUAAAAUGUUCAUUUCUUGGUGUACUGCUCCUUUAAUGUAUGAAUCAAAGUGGAUUUGACUUUUUGGAAACUAGGGAGCUCGGAAUCACCCACCAAGAAAAGUAUUUAACUUUUUUUAUUUCGUAAGUUUCCUUUAAACCUGAUUGAAUUUCUUUGGGUCCUGAGAGAUGUUGUACUCAGGUGAAAUAUCACAAGUUGUAUUUUAAUUCAUCAUUGGAUUUUGAUACGAAAAAGUUUAUACUAGAAGAUAAAAUUAAACAACAGCAAAUAAAGACACUGGAUUAGAGCUGUCCUUUGGGUAAUCAUGAGUCAC
Carassius auratus (goldfish) is the source of this 2099-nucleotide messenger RNA. RefSeq names its product lysine-rich nucleolar protein 1-like. Bases 230 to 1657 code for a protein of 475 amino acids. Lineage: Eukaryota; Metazoa; Chordata; Actinopteri; Cypriniformes; Cyprinidae. The record is from RefSeq and is a predicted model, not a curated record. The transcript is spliced from 5 exons.